Malassezia restricta is the source of this 1206-nucleotide messenger RNA. Its product is annotated as lysine-specific demethylase 8. The record is from RefSeq and is a predicted model, not a curated record. NCBI's taxonomy places the organism in Eukaryota, Fungi, Basidiomycota, Malasseziomycetes, Malasseziales, Malasseziaceae. The coding region runs from base 1 to 1206 and encodes 401 amino acids. The transcript has a single exon. Gene Ontology annotation, molecular function: 2-oxoglutarate-dependent dioxygenase activity.
AUGGACGAUCAUGUGCUGCAUGUGAUAGCUUCACAGGAGAUAUGGCAUCCCCUGGUCUAUACGAUCCAGCGCUGUGCGCGCCAGGUACAGGAACGCGGUGAUCUGUCGUAUGUCGUACGUACGUGUGCGGAUGUGAUUCGCGUUCAGUGCGAGCAGCGGUUUCUUGUCUACCACUAUGCCGACGUACCAGUAGCCUGGCGUGCUCUGCAUACGGACGCGAUCCUAUUGAGUGGCGUGGCAACGCUGGCCAUGCAGGAGCCUACGGAGGUAGAAGCUCGCAUCCGCGACCUGGACGUGGCCCUUAUUGUUUCUGGCGCACCGGAUCGCGAAGCGGAUGUGCACAUGCUUCUCCGUGCCCUGCAAGCGUACAUGCCCAGGGACGACACUGUGCACCCACGCCUCGUGCCCGACCACAUCCCACUCACACAGACGAACGCCGCGCGGACCGUCGACGAGUAUGCCGAAGCGCCGUCGCUGCGCGCGUUUUUGGAUCGGUGUCCGCAUCCACGUUGCCCAUACGGCGCGCCGUUUGUUGUGCGUGGAUUUGCGCGCGACUGGCCAGCCAUGUCGCGAUGGCGCGAUCCGUCCGACUUGUGCCGACGGGCAGGACCCGGGCGUGUCGUGCCUGUUGAAAAGGGCCUGUCGUACACGGACGAAGCAUGGGGCCAGGGCAUCGUGCCUUGGUCCGACUUUCUCGCGCGGAUCGGCUGGUCCUCAUCAGCUUGCGAGCCACUAUACCUGGCGCAGCAUACGCUACAUACCCAAUUCCCAUGGCUCGCGCACGACAUCAUCUUACCCGACUACGUAUAUGCGUGUCCACCACACCCAGGCUAUGUCGCGUACCACGAAGGCAUGGAUCCUAUUCAGAGCGUCUGGAUCGGCCCCCGAGGCACGGACUCGCCUGCCCACACGGAUCCCUACUACAAUUGCUACGUCCAGGUUGUGGGACACAAGCACGUGUGGCUUGCGCCGCCGCCUCUGACCCUGCCCGCCAUGUCUCCGGAUGUGGCCUUCGGUUCGAUGCUGCAGAACACGACGCAGCUCUCUGUGUGGGAGGCAGCACAGCCACCAGCGUUUGUGCAAGAGGUCGUGCCGCAUGCGCAGCACACCGAGCUGCAUCCCGGAGAUAUGCUGUUUCUGCCGCCGAUGUGGUGGCACGCGAUGAAAAGUACCAGUCAGAGCUUUUCCGUGUCGUUCUGGUUCUAG